This is a messenger RNA of Canis lupus familiaris (dog), 863 nucleotides long. It is a transcript of the gene PLAC8A, whose product is annotated as placenta specific 8 A. The record is from RefSeq and is a predicted model, not a curated record. Gene Ontology annotation, biological process: positive regulation of transcription by RNA polymerase II. The transcript has 5 exons. Bases 38 to 646 code for a protein of 202 amino acids. NCBI's taxonomy places the organism in Eukaryota, Metazoa, Chordata, Mammalia, Carnivora, Canidae.
UCCAGGCUGCCAAUCUGUCUUGAAAAUACAUCAUUCCAUGGAGACUUUCCUGAAUAGUCCUGUAAAACUAUCUCCACCUCUAUUCCUUGGCUCCGCACGUUGUCCAAUAGAAUGUUUAUUGCUUGUUCUGCGGUCUCACCCUCUUAGUUCCUUAAAAUCCACUGAGUUCACAGGGGGACUUUUGCCAUCUACCAGGAUUCUCCUACCACCCCCUCCACUCAGCCAGCCACUGCUCUUCCUUUGGCUCUGCCUCAAGGAGGCCCUUCCUGCCCACCCUGUUCAAGGCAGUGCCUUUUGGAACUUAGUCUUAAAAAUGAAUCCAGUUGUUUCGCAGCCAGGAUAUGGUACAGCAGGGAGUAUGAUGAAUAGCGACUGGCAAACUGGCAUGUUUGACUGCUUUGAUGACCUGGGGAUUUGCCUCUGUGGGGCUUUCUGUCCCCUGUGCCUUUCGUGCCAGAUCGCCUCCGACAUGAACGAAUGCUGCCUGUGCGGAGCGAGCGUCGCCAUGAGGACCUUGUACCGGACGCGCUUCGGCAUCCCGGGAUCUAUUUUCAGUGAUUUCCUAUGGCUGGGAUGUUUCCCUCUAUGCACCCUUUGUCAACUCAAGCGAGAUAUUGAAAAAAGAAAAGCAAUGAAUGCUUUCUAAAAGGCACUUGGUCACAUUCACAAUGUGGUGAAAGAAAUGCUAGAAUGAUAUACUACAUCUGUUGAGUGCUAUCUCACCCCAAAUCUUAGAAACUAAUUCAACUAAUCCUGUGGUUUCCAAUGGCUUCAAGACAUUUUUAAUUUCUAGUUUAUUUCAGAAGAAAUAUAUUUCCAGUGCUGUUCUGGAUGACUGCUAUUAAAAAAUUAAUGUCCUUGGG